AAAUCGAUCGCGAAGACAAGAAGCCGAGGAACACAGAACAAAAGGGAAAGAAGCAGCAAGUGAACGAGGAUCGAUAUCCAAUGUGAAGCUGGCAGUGAAGGACAACGGUCGAUUGGCCGUUGUUCUUUGAUAUUUCGAUACUUUCGGUCCUUUCGGUGUCUCGCGUCGACGUCGAGAAACGUCAUCUCGAUUUCUUCGCGAUUUUUCAAUCGCCAUCCAAUGCGCCUUCGAAUCUAUUCCUUCGAAGUGGCCCAGUAACAGAAAAGAGACCAUCGAUCUCGAGAAGAGAACAGUCUUUCGAAUUUCUCUUCCGAAAGGACGUCGGUAACAGAGCUACCAUGGCGGUAGAGUCAAGAUGGAUGCCGUGUCAGCUGAAAAUCGAGCCGAACAUCUGCAGCUGCGACUACGAUGGUAUAAUCCUGGUGUCGGGCUGCGCGCCGGGGUUCGAUGAGCCUGAGCCGUUCAAAACGGUGCUGUUCAGCGCUGCCCAGAUCGAUUCCGCUCUGGGCGUGAUCGGUGCGGUUUUGUCCAUCAAUUUGCCCGCGAAAAGGCUCAUUUACAGUCCGACCGGGCCGCUCAACAUGGAUUACCAUGACGUUCGCAGCUUCGCCGAGGCGGCCACUAAAGGCGUCAAAAGAGCGUUGAAGGCUGGCGUCAGGUGUCCGCUGCUUGCGCUUCUACCAGACAUCCGCUUCGAGAACGUCGAGCUGGUCACGCUUCUUGGAGCUCUAGAAGGCCUCUACGUACCGUUGGAGGUUCGAGAAACAUGCCCAGACCGAUGCUACAAGGCGUGUCAACUGGCCGUAUGGAGUCCGAUUUGCAGUAAAAAGCUUCAGGGUAUCGUGAAGUUGGCCUCGGCGCUCGAGAGCGGAAGAUACGUGGCGAGGGACAUCGGUGGCGCAGAUCCCGAAAGAAUGGCACCCCCAAGAGUCGAAGAGUACCUUGCGGAGUUGUUCUGCGGUACGAACGUGACGAUGCAGGUUGUAUCCGACCAGGAAACUCUGCUGCAGGAAUAUCCUCUGUUCGCGUGCGUGAACCGUGCAGCCUCCAUGAUACCCCGACACGCGGGUAGAAUUAUCUUUCUGACUUAUGAGCCGCCUAAUCCUGCCUGCAUCCUGGAAACGGUUAUGCUUGUGGCUAAGGGUGUCACUUACGAUACCGGCGGCACCGACCUUAAGGUCGGCGGCUCGAUGUUCGGCAUGUCGAGGGACAAAUGCGGAGCAGCAGCGUGCGCUGGAUUCAUGCAGGUGGUGAAUUUGCUGCAACCACCGACGGUGAAGGCUGUGGUGGCUCUGUGCGUGGUACGGAACAGCAUCGGUGAGAAUUCCUACGUCGCCGACGAGGUGAUCACCGCUAAGUCCGGCGUCAGGGUACGUGUCUCGAAUACGGACGCGGAUGGUCGCUUGGCUAUGGCCGAUGCUCUCUGUCACAUGAAAGAAAUGGCCCUGUGCUCGGUUAAUCCGCAUAUUUUCACUGUAGCGACGCUAACAAACCACGCGAUGCUCACCGUCGGUCGCGGAUACUCGAUCGCUAUGGAUAAUGCAGUGGCGCGUUUAGUCAGCAACGCCGAGAAACUCCAAGCUUCCGGGGAGACAAUGGGCGAUCCAUUCGAGAUAUCAAGGAUACGAAGAGAGGACUUCCACUUCCACGAAGGUCGAACGGAAGGCGACGAUAUUUACCAAGCGCCGCCUAAAGGCAGUAGCGUGACGAACAGAGGACACCAAAAUCCAUCCGCCUUUUUAAUCAUGGCUUCCGGCCUGGAUAAGGAUGGCGGAAUGAAUUUUUUAUGGGCGAUCAGCUUAACAUAAGUACCGCGAGGAGGCAUUAAUGGCAGAUUAAAAAGCUUUUCCAUUACAAUGACGUUUAAAGCCUCAUUUAGCCGGCCUAUCUCCCUUCGGCCCGCCUCGUUCGACCACUCGUUCUCACCCCCUCGUAUCGAUUGCAGCACGGAGCCUGUAGCUGUUCUCCCUUAAAAUACACGCACAUCGACAUAUUCGCACAUGUGCCCGAUCCUCACCACCUA
Messenger RNA from Bombus terrestris (buff-tailed bumblebee), 2023 nucleotides. RefSeq names its product putative aminopeptidase W07G4.4 (gene Dip-B). Bases 339 to 1808 code for a protein of 489 amino acids. The transcript has 8 exons. Gene Ontology annotation, molecular function: metalloaminopeptidase activity; manganese ion binding. The record is from RefSeq and is a predicted model, not a curated record. Gene Ontology annotation, biological process: proteolysis. Lineage: Eukaryota; Metazoa; Arthropoda; Insecta; Hymenoptera; Apidae. Gene Ontology annotation, cellular component: cytoplasm.